AUGUCCUUCAUUGACGAUUCGGAGAAAAAAGUUAUACUAUUUCUGAUUGGUAAUCCCGGUUCUUUGAAUAGACAUUCUACUGGUCAUUAUAUUCUUGCGGACCUCAUCAAGAAUUUCAAUGCAAAACAAUUAGUUAAAAAUGGUCUUUAUUCAAAAACUGAUUUUGAUAAUUUGACCUUUGUUAAAUCAAAUUCUUACAUGAAUGAAUCUCAUAAAUCUUUGAAAAAAUUCUUAGAAAUCGAGAAAAUUAAUCUAAAUUCAUCAAUCUUGAUCAUUCUAUUCGAUGACUUUGAAUCAAUUUUAUCUUCAGUUAAAUUAUCGGCGCUCAAAAAAAAUGAAUCUCAUAAUGGAGUUAAAUCAAUUCAUUCUUUUCUUCUGAGUCAUUCUUUGCAAAAUGCUAUAAUAUUUAAAUUGGGUAUUGGCAUUGGACCCAAACCUUCCAAUGCUACUAAAGAUACCAUGGCAUCUUGGGUCCUUUCAAAAUUUACUCAACAGGAAAUUGAAAUUUUGAAUGAUAAAAGCUUACCCUUGGUUUAUGGUUACGUCGAUCACAUUCUACAGAAUAAUGGCACGAUAAAAGAUUUUAAUAAAUUAAAUGCUAAAAUGAAAAAACUCUAUGCUUAA
This is a messenger RNA of Hyphopichia burtonii NRRL Y-1933, 624 nucleotides long. RefSeq lists its product as uncharacterized. Lineage: Eukaryota; Fungi; Ascomycota; Pichiomycetes; Serinales; Debaryomycetaceae. The transcript has a single exon. The record is from RefSeq and is a predicted model, not a curated record. Gene Ontology annotation, molecular function: peptidyl-tRNA hydrolase activity. Bases 1 to 624 code for a protein of 207 amino acids.